Messenger RNA from Eremomyces bilateralis CBS 781.70, 1173 nucleotides. RefSeq names its product pyridoxine. NCBI's taxonomy places the organism in Eukaryota, Fungi, Ascomycota, Dothideomycetes, Eremomycetales, Eremomycetaceae. Gene Ontology annotation, molecular function: glutaminase activity. The transcript has 2 exons. Gene Ontology annotation, biological process: pyridoxal 5'-phosphate biosynthetic process; pyridoxine metabolic process. The record is from RefSeq and is a predicted model, not a curated record. Bases 71 to 931 code for a protein of 286 amino acids. Gene Ontology annotation, cellular component: glutaminase complex; cytosol.
CAUGACUCCUCCAUGUCAAUCUUUCGAAAACUCCAGGUUCCUGGUUUCGCGUUGUCGAUAUGCAUCUGCAAUGACACAAUCGGCGUCGCCUUCAUCGUCCGGGCGGAAGAUAACAGUUGGGGUCCUUGCCUUGCAAGGUGCUUUUUCUGAGCAUGUCCAGCUGCUCCGCACUGCCUCUGCGAGCCUGGGCGUAGACCAAGAUGGCGACCAUAAUGUAGAAUGGUGCUUUAUGGAAGUCAGGACGGCAAAAGAAUUGGAUAUGUGCGAUGCCCUGAUUAUACCUGGCGGAGAAAGUACGACAAUGAGCCUUGUCGCUCAAAGAUCCGGAAUCCUUGGGCCUCUUCAAGAGUUUGUAAAAGGAUACUGUAAACCCACUUGGGGGACUUGUGCCGGUCUCAUCCUUCUCUCCGAAUCUGCCAACCGUACGAAGAAAGGUGGUCAGGACUUGAUUGGUGGUCUGGAUGUCCGAGUUGAUCGUAACCAUUUCGGUCGGCAAGUCGAAUCCUUCGAGUCCAAUAUCGACAUUUAUUUUCCCGCCGUUGGUCCUCAAACGCUGGGUACUGAGGGGCUGAAUGGCACACAGGGGAUGGAACAGAAGGAACACCUGCAGUUCCAUGCGAUCUUUAUUCGGGCACCCAUUGUGCAAGAGAUUCUCUCCAACCAGCCAGGGAUACAGGUCAAAGAUGUGGAUAAUCCAUCACUGGUUGUUGCGUCCUCAUUACUGCCAAAGACAGAGGCUGCACAGCUGGCUGCGAAGGGAGAGGUUGAAGUUUUGGCUCGGCUUCCACGCCAAGCUGGAGAAGAGCAAGGCAGGAUUGUGGCCGUCCGCCAGGGAAACGUUUUGGGGACGAGCUUCCAUCCUGAGUUAACAAUGGAUCCUAGAAUCCAUACUUGGUGGCUGCGCUAUGUCAGGAGUAAGGCAUACCAGUGAGUUGAUGUCAUACUUUCGCAGUGAAACUUUGGCUGCGACUGGGAGGUUAGAUAUAGAGACAUUACAAUGUUUAGACGUCCCUUAUCGAGGCUAUCACGAAAAUUCCUCUGUAAAUCUCACAGAGCGGCCUUGCGGUCUUUGUUGACGACGACUAAGCGAUGAAACAUGUGAAUUGCAGAUAAAUUCUAAUCCUGUCGCCCUACUUUAUAACUCGCAAUGUAAACGACAAAGGCAAAUCUGAC